AUGCCUUUGCGCGGGCCCCUUCGACGGCCUGCGCUUGCGCUUCCUCCUUCUGCGCUUCCCUCCUCCAACAAUGUCAUCACAAAAACACCCCUCCGGAUAUCACCAUUACCGCGCUCGGUAGCGGUACGGCAGCGUAGAGGCCAUGCGACACACUUGCCCGUACCAGACACACGGCCAAAAACGGCCAUCUUCUUUCCAGGCCAAGGCGUCCAAAGAGUCGGCAUGCUCACCCCCUGGCUAGAAGCCUUUCCCUCGACAACUUCGGAAAUCAUCGACGAAAUCGACUCGGUAGUGGGCUACAAGCUCUCGGACGUGAUACAAAAUGGGCCCGGCAAGGACCUCAACCUGUCGCCGAACGCACAGCCAGCCAUCAUGGCCACCUCGAUAAUGAUCAUUCGCAUUCUCGAAAAGCACUUCAACUUUAGGGUCGAAGACAACGCCCACUUUACCCUCGGUCACUCGCUCGGCGAGUUCGCUGCGCUUGUCGCGGGCGGUUAUAUCCAGUUCCAGGACAGUCUGCGCAUGGUGCAAAAGCGAGCGGAAGCCAUGUCCAACGCCACGCGGCAGGCCGAGGAGAUGUAUGGCGGAGAGUACGGCAUGGUGGCACUCGUCAGUAGCAAGGCCGAGCACCUGCCACCCCUGAUUGCCGCGAUCCACGAGUUCGUCGGCUACGACAGCGCCGGCUCGAAAGUCGAGAGCGCCGACGACUGGAGCCCCAUCGAUCAAGUGCUUAUUGCCAACGUCAACAGCAAGACGCAGAUCGUGCUCAGCGGAAGCAUUUCGCGCAUCAAGACUCUGGUGGAACAUGUGCGCCAGUUCCUGGGACACGACCCACGCGCCGUCAGGCUCAAGAGCGACAGUCCGUUUCACAGCCCCAUCAUGAAGCCGGCCGUCGGGGUGCUGCAGCAAAUGAUGGCGGGAAAUAGCAUGGUUAAGGGCAGGGAGAACGAGGAUAUCGUCACGUUUCCCGGCAAGGUUACGUGCAUUAGCAAUGUGACGGCUAGGCCUUUUGAAAGUAGGGAGCAACUCAAGGACCUUUUGGCUCGGCAGUCGGUUGAGACUGUACAGUGGUGGGACAGCAUCAAGUACCUGGAUCAGUCCAUGAAGGUCAGGAGAUGGGUCGGUAUCGGGCCGGGGUACGUGGGCCGGAACUUGGUGGGUAAGGAGGUCGGCAUGCGCGGGAAGGAUGUCGUUAAAGGCGGCGGCGUCUGGGCAAUUACCGAUCCGAAGGAGAUUGAGGAGGUGCUGAGGGGGUUGGAAGAGACGGACUUUUACGAGGAUGAUGAGUGGCAGGAUGCAUGGGAUAGGUGGGAUUGA
Messenger RNA from Sordaria macrospora k-hell, 1317 nucleotides. RefSeq lists its product as uncharacterized. Gene Ontology annotation, molecular function: [acyl-carrier-protein] S-malonyltransferase activity. Gene Ontology annotation, biological process: fatty acid biosynthetic process. Lineage: Eukaryota; Fungi; Ascomycota; Sordariomycetes; Sordariales; Sordariaceae. The record is from RefSeq and is a predicted model, not a curated record. Gene Ontology annotation, cellular component: mitochondrion.